This is a messenger RNA of Acanthopagrus latus (yellowfin seabream), 9529 nucleotides long. Its product is annotated as cilia- and flagella-associated protein 47-like. Bases 195 to 9392 code for a protein of 3065 amino acids. Gene Ontology annotation, molecular function: protein binding. Lineage: Eukaryota; Metazoa; Chordata; Actinopteri; Spariformes; Sparidae. The record is from RefSeq and is a predicted model, not a curated record. The transcript is spliced from 68 exons.
UCGCCUGGAUACAACCUGAGCUGCCAGCGUCUGUUUGGUCUCCAGCCUACCAACGGCGAAGUUGACCAUAGGUAUGCGAGCCAGCAAGUCGACUGAACUUCACCAUAAAUUAAGUCACAUUUACUUUGAAGAAGGGGAGAUAUUUCUGCGGCGAGUGUUUGCCUGUAAGUAAGUAGUAACCAUAAAGUUAUAACAUGGCCGCAAACUGCGUAAGAGUGGACCCACCGUUUGUCGAGUUCAACGAUGUGAAAGUGGGGAAGGUCUACAAAACCAAAGUCACGGCCGCUAAUGUUGGAAAAACGUCGAAGAAAAUAACUUUUGUGAAACCUGCGUUAAAGUCAUUCAAGUUCACACCCCUCACCUCAGCUGAGGUAGUGGCUCCUGGUCUGUCUGUGAGCGGCUUGUUGGAGUUCACUCCAGAGGAAGACGUAGAAAUCAGAGACUGCCUUCUAAUUUAUGUGGAUGAUGUGGAGACCAUUGAAAUCCCACUGCUGGGGUUUCCCAGAGCUUGCUCCCUGCUAAUGGACUCAGUUGUAGACUUUGGCUGUGUUGCUGCCUUCAGUCAGAUUAUCAGCAAACAUCAUCACAUAACCAAUCAAGGAUCAGCACCAGGUUUGUUCCAGGUGCAGUACAAUCGAAACCCAUCAGUCAGACUGUCUCCUUGUAGUGGAGUCAUAGCAGCUGGCGCCACUCAGUGGCUGAAAGUGGAAUUGUGCACAGAUGGGCCCAGGCUGAUCGAUGAGAAGGCGCUGGUAAAAUUGCAGAAUUGCCCAGCUGUAGUUCUCAGUAUAAGGGCGGAGGUUGUGGACCAGCGCCUUGAAGUCUUUGACUUGCAGGGUGCUCCAUUGUCCUGUCUGUGGUUUGGACCUGUAUACUUUGGUACAUCCUCGGUGGAGAAAGUUAUUCUGAGAAACAAUGCACCCCACGCAUGUGAUUGGGUCUGUGUGCUCCAGGAUACUGCUGCUGGGACUGAGGUGGGAACAGAUCUCCAGAAGACAACAGAUGCUGCCCUGCUGGAGAGAAUGAAGAGGUGCAGCCCAGCCACUGAAGACGUCAACCGGGUCCUGGUGUGUGAUCCGAAACAGGGUCGACUGGGGCCGUAUGCCAAAACCACUGUUGCAGUACAGUUCAGCCCCAUCUGUAAGAGUACAACUGAAGGGAAGAAACAUGAUAUCUCAUCCACCCGUCAAGACUACUGCCUUUUCCUGCUGUUUGAAUCGGUGGGAAGCAGAUACGGCUUCACACAUCAUAAUGGAAACAGCAAUGUGGAGUUGGCAGUGACUGGCUCAGGACUGCCUGUGUCUCUGGUGCCUUGUCCCUCUGAAACAUUCGACUUUCUCACCUGUGUGACAGGUCAACGUGUAGACAGGCUGUGUGUCCUGAAGAACCUCUGCCCUCAGCUUCCCGUUAACUUCCACUUCCCCAAAUUAGCACAUUUCACUGCCAAGCCCUCAAUUGGCACAAUCUCCCCCGGGCAAUGCCAGGAUGUAGUAUUGUCUUUCACUGCAAAGCAGCAAGGGAGCUUCCAGAUGCAUCAGAAGAUCGAAGUCUUAGGUCAUGUUCUUCAGAGAGAUGGCAACACCGCGAAAGAUGUUUCUGUACUCAAGCUCUGCAGCAUUUGCACCAUCACACUACAUCUGUCUGCUGUCUGCCGCAGCAUCAAUCCAGCUGUUGCCUUCAACACAAUUAAAACACAACUCCACGUACACCAUGGUCCAAACCCAGAGGGGGAGGAGUUCCUGACUCUUCCCAGUGACCACGCCACAAGCACCAGCCCUGCCUCUGCAUACAGACAGUACAGGACCAUUUUCACUGAUGUGCACCGCUACCACUAUCUGGACACUGGCUAUGCUUUCACUUAUGAAGAGGAGCAAUACAGACAGCACCUAAGACAGAUUUAUGCAGAUUUCAUCAAACAGCUCAGACAAACACGCCUGCAAAAGAUCAAGGAGAAACAGCAGGAAAAGUUGGACGACAUUGUUGAUAUUGGGAUAGUUCCAUCUCAAGGGCUUGUUCCCCCUAAACUCCGCAUCACCGACCUGGAGAGCUAUAAGAUCUCAGAGACCAACUACAUCUGUGCUUCCACAGCAGCUAAACGCAGCAAAGACAUGACAUCUGGCAUCCAGCAGGGAAACUGUCAGGUUUCAGAACUAAUAAAUGCAGUUCCAACAACCAGCCAGGAGGUGGCAGACUGCAACAGGACUCUGACAGCUCAGGAGCUCUGCCAAGUUGACAUAGGUCCAGCAUUAAUGGACUUUGGCGAGGUGUGUGUGCAGUCAGUGUGUGUCCAGAAGCUUCAGCUGAUCAAUCACCUAUCAAUGUUCGUCUGGGUGCAGUUGGAGGAGGACUGCCCUGAGCUGCAGGGCUCCUCACCCCUCUCCCACGUCCUGCCACCCCACUCCCACAACACCCUGAACCUGAUGUUUCAAAGCAGCAAGCUGGGUCCUUUCUACAGACCUGUAUCCUACUCAGUGAACCGGCAACACCCUGGUCAGAUACGGGUCCAGGCACAGGUCGUCCCCUUGGCUCUGGAGCUGUCAGACACCCUGCUGGUGCUCCGGCCCUCCCCCAGUCUGCUCGCCCAGUCAGGAUACAGGAGCUCAGUCACCCUUAGAAACAGGCUUAACCAAGCCACAGAGUUCACAUGGAGACCAGUAGUGACAGAGAGUGGCAUCCUGUUCUCUGUUCGACCAGCCACAGGCACAGUGGAACCAUACAGUGAAUUGGACUGUGAGGUGGUGUGGCACCCCUCCUUCACCUCCCCUGCAGAAGGAGACUUUGACCUCUGCGUCCAUGAGGGCAAAACUCAACGCCUGCACUGUGUUGCUAAGGUUGGAUCCACCAGUGUGCAGCUGGCAGACAAACAGGUCCUGUUUCGAUCAGUACCUCUCAACAUGCCUUCUGUCAGAACUUCAGUCUUACACAACACUGGGCAGAACCAUGCCUACUACCAGGUGUUAGAUGUUUGCCCUCUGCCCGGGAUGGUGGUGAGUCCGGCCGAGGGCGUGGUGCCAAGUUGCGGGCAGGCCAUGCUCAAGAUCCACUUCAACCCUGACUCUGUCAUCAAGUUUGAUGCCAGAGUCGAGAUAGCUUUGAGGAGCAUGAAGUCCGUAGAGCUCAGAGUGGGCGGAUCAGUGGAGCCUCCAAACGUAGACAUCAGUGUGCCCGAUUUUCAAUUUUAUGAGGUCCAUACUGGUUCGCGGCGAGCCAUACCAUUCGCUCUGACAAACCUCUCCCCAGCCGCAACCCAGGUCACCUUUGACCUGUCAGGAUACACCGACUUCUCAUUGCAGCUGCCUCACCCGUCAACAAAAAAAGAGCCAGGCUUGAGUGUUGUUGAAGUCCAGGCCAAUCAGACUGUGGACUGUUCGCUUGUCUUUUCUCCCACCCGGGUGGACUGUUAUGACUUUGACUUGCCACUGACAGUCAACGGCGUGAGAUGGCCCACUGCUUCUCCGUCUCCUUUCCCCACUCCACCUUCCACCUCCUCCUCGCUGUCAGCUGGCAGCAGGAAGCAUGUUGUCAAACCUGUGUCUGUCAAUAUGGCGACACCACAGUCACAGCGUAUACAGGCCACAGUGCUGUGCUCACCACUCGAAAUGUCCCCUUCUAGCCUGCAGUUCUACGUGAAACCUUUGACACCCCAGUCUGAUGCUAACACUAAGACCGUUGAGCUGAAAGCAGUAUGUGAAGAGAAUGUCUUUUGGCGUAUUGGUGCCAAGAAGCAUGUAAACUGGUGGUUUGACUGUGCAGCAGUAGCGUUAUCAACAAAGGACAGAGGAAAGGGAGAAAUAUGUACAGUGUCUCCAUCAUCAGGCAGUCUGGGGCCCGGACAAUCCAUCUGUUUGUCGAUCAGCAUCAGCCCUGAGGCUAUCAAAACAGGGUCUGGACGAGUGAUUAAACUGUCCCUCCCUCUUUACCUGGGAGACAAGGGAGAGGAAAAGGGACAUCAACCCUACCGAGAGCUGUCUGUCACUGUUUCUCUCCAGCUUCCCCUUAUCACUAUCCACCCCCCUCAAAUCCUCCUCACACCAGUACCCCUGGAAAGCAAUGCAACUGUCAUGCUCACCCUGCUUGCACGAGGAUAUCAUAGUGGAACCAGUGUAACAGCAGAAGUGGAAGCAGUGGAACUGGAGGAUGGGACAAAGAUUCAACCUGUUUCUGUCGUGUUUCCAGAGGGUAACAACAUCCCUGCCCAGGAUCAGAGACAUCCAGUCAGCCACCAGAACCAGGAGUCCGAUGUGGCCUCUCUGAUCUGCAGAGUGUCCUUCUGUUCUGCCGUCCCUCUGUCCCUCUGCACAACCAUCACCUUCACUGACGACCAAGCCAACAGGUUUAAGGCUAAGAUGUGUGUUAUUGCUGAUAGCUGUCUGUUGACAGUCUGGCCCUUCUUGGCUUUGCACCGCUCUGAGCAACAGAUAAUUCUCAAGACUGGGGCGACAGCUGUCGAGGCAGUCCUUCAGCACUGUCAGACACCAAGUCCUGCCUCUGGUCCAACUUCAUCCUCCUCUUCCACAUUUGAUCACAAUAGCUCAACAUACAAAAACUCCAUCUCAGACUCUUAUCCAGGCAGUGACAGUGUGAGUGGUCAGGCCAGCAGGGACACAGAUAUCUCUCCCAACAGAGACACUCCAACCAAUACUAGCAUCCCACAAUUCCCUGCUACCAAUUCAGAGGAGGGAAUGUAUUACCAGAAUGUGUUACUGGCGGUGGAGAGGUGGUUUAGCCUCUUUGGGUGGCCGACUGGACUGCACCCUAUCUCUGUACCACACACGCUCAGAAGAGUUGUGUCAAAAAUUCAAAUGAAUCCUUCCAGCGGAAGAGUCAGUCAAAGUAAAGAUUCCAGGUCUUUAGUGGAUAUGCUUCAUCACCUGACCGGCAAACAGAUACCUGGUAUUCCUCGCUGUCAGACAUUUUCCAGUGAUAUAGACCAGCGAACCAAUCAGCUGCUGCAACAGCAUGAAGCUAUGCUUAAUUUUCUCAGGGUGCAGGGAGCCUGCCUUUGUCACAUCAAACCAGCGUACUUGCUGGACAUGCAGGAGUUUAAACACUGGUGUUCCCUGCAGUCAUAUGAGGAUGAACAUGGUUUAGACUACAGCAGUGUUGACUACGAGUCUCUCAGCAAACAAUGCUGGACUGAUUUGCUGUUGCAAAUACACAAGGUGCUGGUGCUGUAUCGCGUGUCAAAGAGCGGUCUGAGCACAACUGCAAACCACAAAGAUACAAAGGGAAACCUUCCUCUCAGCUUACAGCCACUGGCCAGUAACAUCUAUUCAUCCUGCGAGCUCCAGCUGCUGUCAUGGCUCAACAUGCACUACGAGAGCAUGAGGGACACCGUGUGGGGAACUGGUGGUGCCCCAUCAGCACGCUGGAUAGUGAAUUUCGACCUGGAUUUGACAGAUGGACUGGUGCUCGCUUCUCUGCUUGCUGCCUACUGCCCUUACCUGAUCUGCAGCCACUUCCGGAGGAUGUACACCACAACUAGCAGCCUGGAGCAAAUCCUUCAUAACAACAUCAUCGUGUACAAGGCCUUGACUGCACUUUGUCUCAACAUAGAUAUACAGCCCACAGACUUGUCAGACCCCAAUCCAGUGCAGAUGUUAAUGUUGUGUGUUCACCUGUACGAGAGGCUGCCUCAGUACCUGCCACUGCACACCAUUACACUCUCAGGAGGCCUUCAUAGCACUUUCAGUAAACAGGUGCGUCUGAAAAGUCCAUCCUCUAAGCCUGUCAAAUACCAGGUCUUCAUUUUAGGAGAGGAUGCCCACCUCUUCUCCCUCCCAGACGGAUCCACUGUCACCAUUCCUCCAAAGGCAAGCAUUGAUCUAACCGUCCAGUUCAAGUGCUCCUUCCUGCAGCCCAUGGAGGCAGUCCUUCUGCUCAUCUCCAGCUCUUCUGAUGGCCUGCACAGCACCACCCUCGCCUUCUGUCUGAAGACCCAUGUCAGUCAGAUCACACCCACAAAAACUGUCAAGUACAAGUGUCCAUGCUACCAGCUUAAAGUGAUCCAAGUGCCCAUCACUAACCCUUUCAACAAAGAAGCUCAUUUUAGGGUGGUGCUGUUGGAGUCUCCAGUCAACCCGCUGGAGCCUGAAAAGAAAAAAGACAGCCUCGUUCAACAGGCGUCCUCCAAGGCCAAUAUAGAGAAGAUGAAUUCAGACAAGAGCAGCAAGGAGGAGAUGGAAGAUGGUGACGACAGCGAGUUCCUCAGUGCAGAGAGGAGUGUUUGUCUGAAGUCAGGCCAAGCAGACACACUGAACAUCUACUACCUGCCCUUCUGCCCAGGCACCAAGUACUGCUCUAUACUGCUAGUUUGCCCGCAGGUGGGAGAUAUGGUCUAUGUGGUAAAAGCCACAGCAGAAUUGCCACUUCCUUCCCCUCUCACUGCCAGGCCCAGUUCUAACAUAGUCUCCAUCCCGGACAACUCUGACCACAUUGUGUGUGUGCCAGUGCUAAGCCUGAGCUGCCAACUGGGGCAGGUGUGCGAGGAGGUGGUGCGUGUGCCGCUGAUCAAUAUGGCCUGGGAGCAAGCUCUGGCCAUCUGGGGUCAACACAGCAUGAGUGCUGACGAACACAGGAGGCGGAUGCUGACACACACUUUGCAUAGCAGCACCGUGAGGGCAGCAACAGCUGCUCGCAAGCUCCUCCAACAACAGGCCAAGCUCCUGAAAGAUGCUCAGCAGAGUAAAGAACUCGAAUACAGCAUUGAGGUUUCUUUGCCACAGUACUUUACUUUACCCAGGACUGUAACAAUACCUGUAAAAGAAGACACCAACAUACCAUGGAAGAAUCUUGCAGAUUGUGGCUGUGUGGACAUCCCAUUACGCUUCCAGGCAAACUCUGUUGGACAGUUUGCAUGUCAGGUGGUCUUGAGGUCCUGGUGUGAUACGAGGGUCUACAUGCUAGAGGCACUGGUUACUUCACAGCAAAGAUCCAUCCACUUGGACUUCAGUUCGCCUGCUCACCGUUCCGUCACGCAAGAUAUUCCACUGCACAAUGAGACCCACCAAGACUGGACAAUCCAAGCUGAGGUGUGUGGUGAAGGAUUCUCCGGCCCAGAGGUUGUGAAUGUGCCAGCAGGGACAAAAGUCUGCUACCCCCUCACCUUUCAGCCUUCAGUACAAUGCAUUGUCAUGGGCAAGCUGUCCUUGCAUAAUGACUGUGACGGUACAGAGCACGUGUUUACCCUCAGAGGAGUGGGAGAGCACCCCCUGCCAGUGGACCAUGUGGUAUUACACUGCCCUGUUGGCCAGACCACACACACACAGCUGGAUGUCCCCAAUUACAGCCAGAACAAAGUCACCCUCAAGGUGGUGACAGAUGUAUCUGUUGUAAGUGGCACCCCCUCCCUGGAGAUUAAACCUGGUCACAGUGCUCCAUACUCCCUGACUGUGUUACCAUGGAAACGUGGAAAACAGACAGGUUUGUUGUCUUUUCAAGAAAUGGAUGAUAUUCAGGAGGCAGACACACUCAAAGGAAAUGUACGAGGAUGCUACAAGGUGCAUUUCACACUGGAGAUCAUUUGUGAGCCAGCAGCACCCAACAUGGUCAUAAAUGUACAGUGUACAACUCAGAGCUCAGUUGCCAUAGAGAUCCCUGUCAAUAACCCACGAAGAGAGCUCAUGAUGCUGGAUGUCUACCUGGAAGGAGAUGACAUCAGUGGCGCCAGUACAGUUUCAAUUCCCCCAGGGAAGACUCUCACCUACAAAGCUACAUUCUCCCCUGGCGGAGUGGGGAAAAGUAUGGGCAGUGUUUUGUUCCAGUCGGAGCAGGUGGGGGAGUUCUGGUAUCAACUGGAGCUUUAUGCUCUUCCUCCUCCAGUCCUCAAGCUACCACAGGCCUGCUGUCAGCUGGGCAAAUGGACCAGACAGACUGUUCCCCUGGUGAACCCCACAGCUGAGCCUCUGAAGCUGCUUGUAGCCAACAGUAACCCCAGAAACUUCAAACUCGAAAUUGAUUCAGGAAGGACUCUUACUGUGGAACCCCACUCUUGCUACCAGCUUGGUGUCCGUUUUAGUCCUUCAUCCAUUGGAGAGGGGAGGCACACUGCAAAUAUCAGUUUCACCUGCCCUGAGUUGCAGGAUUUCUGUGUGUCACUGAGUGGACAUGGCCUUUAUCCGGAGAGUGAGGAGCCAAUGAGCAUCUCUUCCCUGAUUGGCUCCAAAAGCUACAUCACUGUUCCCUUUGCAAACCCCACUGAGCACCCAGUCUGGCUCGAUAUCACACUCACAGAUGAGGAUCCAAGUGAGGCCUCCAACUGCCACCAAGGCUCUGCAGACAUGGACGUCUUCUCUGUCCCUCUGAGCCACACAAAAGGGAUACAGCUCAGUGAAGGGGCCAGUUUUGAUGUGCCUGUGGUUUUUGCACCUAACUCUGUGGAGGUAAAACAGGCCUGGCUUUGCAUCAGUAUGAAGCUCCUCAGCAGCCCUGACAACAAUGGUACCUUCAGCACAGACAACAAGAGGUCAGAGCAGGAAUCGUCAACCAUCUAUUGGAUUUACCCUCUCCGUGGGAUUCCCGUGGAAGUGCCUGUUGAGAACUCACCACUUGGCCCGCUCCAUUGUGAAGCAGGCUGCCAGUUGGAAACGAAGGUGGAUGUACUGCUCACUGGGUGUAUGCUGGGGAAUCAAAAAUGGGAAGGCCAGAAAGUUAACAGCGUGACGAUCCAAGAAUUCCUGUGCACGGUGCGUUCGGACUGCAACACACAGUGCUCAGAGGUGGAGAACUGCCUUUCUGCUUCCGUCGAAGCAGCAAAGCGGGACCUUGAGACUGGCAUUAUAACACUCACCCUGAAUGUAGUCUACACUCCCUUCAGGCCAUGCAGUAUCUUCUCCCUCUACCUCUGCUUUUUCUCAUCUUCUCUCUCUCUCAGAUGCUCAGCGGUCCUAGCCGUACAGUGUGGGUCCAACAGGAUCUGGGAGGUUCCCAUCACUCUCAUCGCCACUGAGCCUCAGGUGGACGAUGUCAUCCUCACUGAAACCACUGAGGUGGGAAAAACGUCAGCGGUGGGCUUCCGUCUGACCAGCACCACCAGGAGGCCGGAGCCGUUCACAGCAGCGUUCCUGCCAGGCAGCAGCAGUGAGUUCACAGUGACUCCAGCCUCGGGGAUGUUACCUCCUGUUGGUUCGACCGGAGCUCUCCUCAUUGUGUCCUUCACACCCACCAAAGAUAGCAGGCACAGAGCAAGACUCGGCAUCCAGGCAGCAGACAUGCAGUGGACCUACGAGGUGAAAGGAAAAACCCCUCAUGACCCCCCACCCCUCUGCACUACAUCCACCAAUGGCAGCUGUUCUCUGUCACGUCCAACCAAUGAACGGCAGCAGAACUUUGUGGCUCUUAACCUUCGUCUUCCUGCCAUGGCUAACUCAUCCCCACUCAAAGUCCGUAGAUAAAGGACAUCCUCACUCUCAGUCAGCUAAGGAUUGUCAUUUUUGUGUAAUUUCCUUUUAGACUUUUUUGUGUUUUUGUCUGGCCACAUUUACCAGACAAUGUCACCUUCAAUUAAAGAGAUACCUUUAUGUUUGGAAAA